This is a messenger RNA of Salarias fasciatus (jewelled blenny), 3394 nucleotides long. Its product is annotated as vesicular integral-membrane protein VIP36-like. The record is from RefSeq and is a predicted model, not a curated record. The transcript has 8 exons. Gene Ontology annotation, biological process: endoplasmic reticulum to Golgi vesicle-mediated transport. Gene Ontology annotation, molecular function: D-mannose binding. Gene Ontology annotation, cellular component: Golgi membrane; COPII-coated ER to Golgi transport vesicle; endoplasmic reticulum membrane. The coding region runs from base 75 to 1088 and encodes 337 amino acids. Lineage: Eukaryota; Metazoa; Chordata; Actinopteri; Blenniiformes; Blenniidae.
CAAUAGAGUAGGGACGGGUGUAUGGAGUUUGGGAGUAGAAAUUUGUGUUGAGAGUUUCUCUCUUGGAAGCAAAAAUGGGGAGAUCUAGAUCAUGUCUGAGCACAACCCUGGUCUUCGUGGUGUUCGAGCUGUGUUUGGUUCGCUGUGAUAUCACCGACGGAAACGCGGAACAUCUGAAGAGAGAGCACUCGUUAAUGAAGCCGUACCAAGGUGUUGGCAGCAGCCCCUCCAGUCAGUGGGACUUCUCGGGAAGCACUUUGGUCACAAGCUCAUAUGUGCGGCUCACUCCGGACGAGAGGAGCAAGCAGGGAUCCAUCUGGAAUACUGUGCCUUGUUACCUGAAGGACUGGGAAAUGCAUGUGCAGUUCAAAGUUCACGGGUCAGGAAAGAAGAAUCUUCAUGGUGAUGGCAUUGCGAUCUGGUACACGAAGGAUCGGCUGCAUCCAGGCCCUGUGUUUGGAAACAAAGAUCAGUUUCUUGGCCUGGCUAUUUUUUUGGAUACCUUCCGCAAUGACCUCCAUGGGAUGGAUAGGUCCUUCCCGUAUAUUUCGGCCAUGAUCAACAACGGCUCGGUCAGUUACGACCACGGGAAAGACGGGCGCUCGUCGGAGCUGGGGGGCUGCUCGGCCGAGAUCAGGAACCGGCAGCACGACACCUACCUCGCCAUCCGCUACUCCAAAGGAAGACUCACCGUAAUGGUCGACGUGGACGACAAGAACGAGUGGAAGGAGUGCAUCGACAUCGGAGGCGUCCGUCUUCCCACCGGGUACUUCUUUGGCGCCUCGGCAGCUACUGGAGAUCUUUCAGAUAACCACGACAUCAUCUCCAUGAAGCUCUACCAGCUGAUGGUCGAACACACUCCAGAAGAGGAGAACUUGGACUGGACAAAGAUCGAGCCCAGCGUCAGCCUGCUCAAGUCCCCGAAAGAUAACGUGGACGAUCCCACCGGGAACUUCCGCGGCACGCCGCUGACGGGCUGGAAGGUCUUCCUGCUGCUGCUGUGCGCCCUGCUGGGCAUCGUGGUGUGCGCCGUGGUGGGAGCCGUGGUCUUCCAGAAGAGACAGGAGAGGAACAAGAGGUUUUACUGAGCGAGGAGGAGAAGCGGCGUCUGUGGUGAAACGGACUGUUUCCAGUGUUUCCAGAUGACAGAGCGAUCGAGCACAUGCAAUGUGAAUUUUUUUUUUUUUUUUUUUUUUCUCUCUCCUUUUCUAAAGAUUGUACAAAUGUUUAUAUCUUUUGAAGCACUGUGUGUCAGGAGUGAAUUAUUUCAACUUGAUGAGCAAAAAAAAUGUGGUGGUGAGCAUCAUGAAUGACCUGAAAUGCAGAUUUUUCUUUUUUUUUCUUUUUUUUUUUUUGUCUUUCUGUCCAUCAAGCAGGAUUAUCAUGAUGUUUUUCAAAUUCUUACGAGAACAUUCUAUCCUACUCAUUGAUCAGCCAGACAUCUCCGGCCAUAUUCACUUCUCUUCUUUUCUACUGCAGCUGAGAAGAAAUAAUGAAUUUAGGUAGAAAUUGAGGGGUUUUUUUGUGUCUUCCAAGCUGUUUUACUGUAUUUAAUGGAAGAAGGAAGUAGCUUCACCUCGUCUGCAGUUCACGGUGAGGAUUGUUUGUUUCUGCUCUGCUGAAGCACCACAGUCAUGAGGAAACAUCCUGGUUAGAAUGCGGAAGAACCAGCUCUCCUUCAGUUCCUGUGUUACUGUGGCCACUCAGUUUGAGCAUUCGUACGAAGUGGCUAGCCUUAAAAAAAAAAAAAGACUGAAUAUAUUAAGAAUCUAAAACAGCCGAUGUUGGAAUUCUUAAGUAUUUUCCCAAUAUUAUUAAUUCUGCCAUCAGACAGGCCCAUAAAAUGAUUAAUACUUGACAAUAAAAAGCCACAGUAUGCUGUAGUGUUCAGCACUCCUGCCUCAAAAUGAGAAAAUCCCAGUGUGACUCUGUGUGGAGUUUGCAUGUUCUCCCUGCUCAUGAAUGUGCGAGUGACCGCCUCUCACCGUUUGCCGUGCGAUAGUCCACUUUAGUCAGCUGGAUGGAGGGAUGGAUAAAUAAUCUUCACAACAUAAGCUCAACAUGUUUUUAAACUGAUGAAUUGCAAGUUUGUCUGUGCCACUGUAAUGAGCAGAGGUGUGAACAUGUAGGAUCAACUUCUAGAUCUCUGCUGUUUGGUGUAAAAGCUGUGUGUGAACAUCAGUAUUGCUAUUUAACCAAAUAAGCAGAACGUGCAUCAAGAGAAAAGCUGUUUUGGUUAAAAACCAUCGUACGAACACCACAUUACUGAGUGACUUCUAUCGUUCUCUUCUAUUGACGUUUCAGUUUCUGGAGGUUGAGCUCUUCGUUUGCCUGCUUUGCUCUUGUCACGCACCCAGCUCUGCUCGGUUCCGCCUCAUAACUGUCCCGCUGUUAUCACAGAUCUGGAUCAUUUCAUGCUGAAUUCAUCAUUUUGUUUGAGAGGAAGUUGAAUUCCUCCUUUUCAAACUGUUCAAAAAAUAUACAGAACUGAAAAGUUGAUUGUUUUGAUGUUAUUUCUACAUUCAUGACAUUAAGACUAAAAUGUUCAGCCUUGUUUUUACAUUUUACUUGUGAAAUUUAUGGCCUCUAGUUGAAAACAUUAGAGAAAGAUUUGAAUCUUUUGAAAUAUUUUGUGAUACUGUUUGGAUUUUCUUGACUUAAAAGGAAAAAUGAUAAAGAUAAACGGCUUGAAAUGUAGCCGGAAUCGACAUUUUGCUGAUUGAUUAAAGAUAAUUCAAACCUCGAUUAUUUUAGAAUGAGAUCGGAAGUGAAAUCACUUUACUGCUGCAGCUUCAGCCUCUUCCAUAACCAAAGAACCAAUAUAUUAAAAUAUUUUCACUUUACCGACAGAGAAAUAAGAUCAGAGAGGGAGUCGAGGUGAUCGGAGUGAAGUGUGGAUAUGAAACAAAAACUCAUACUUCAAAAUCCACAAUUUCAAAUACCCAUCUGCAUAAAGUACUUUUCUUUUCAAGGUGACGUUUCCUCAAAGCCUUUCAAAUCUGAAUGUGACAUACAUCCUUUGGGCUUUUAUCCUUUUCUUUUAUUUUUUAAGUGUUUUCACCUCAGUGAUUCUGAGGCAGCAGUGGAGCGUUUGUUCACUUUACCAGUGACAGUCCGUUACCCCCUUUACCUUCUCUCUCCACCUUCAUCGCCGUCAUGUUUCUGUUUGCGUCCACCUCUCUGCACCUUUAAGCCACUGUCAAGUGAAUGGAUUUGAUACUUGAUUGUUUGCAUAUCCGGGUUUUUACCGUCUUUCAGUUUGAAUUUUCAGUCUCUGCUCUUUUGCUGUGUUUUCUUCUGUCACAUCAGUUCCCUUUGUGAUGAGAUUUGAAAUAGAACAGCUCCUCUCAUCCAAAAUUGUGACCUAAUAAAUAAAUAAAGAACAAAAACUGAA